Musca vetustissima is the source of this 518-nucleotide messenger RNA. RefSeq lists its product as uncharacterized. The record is from RefSeq and is a predicted model, not a curated record. The transcript has 3 exons. Gene Ontology annotation, cellular component: membrane. Bases 14 to 511 code for a protein of 165 amino acids. NCBI's taxonomy places the organism in Eukaryota, Metazoa, Arthropoda, Insecta, Diptera, Muscidae.
AACUCCCAACAAAAUGUCUCACUCUGUGACCAUUACUCGCACCACCACCAGCACCACCAACACUUCAUACAUUGUCCUGAACACCGGCUAUUUGAAGAGUUUCAGUGGCCUACUCAAAUUGGCUGAAUUGCUAAUUGGUGCUGCCAUGGUUGGCAUCUUUGCCUACUACCAAAAGAAUGGCGCCUGUUUCUACAACAUGGAGGGAAUCGUCUUUGCCUUCCUAAUGUCGGUGACAUUUAUGAUUGGAACAUUCUGUUUGCUGCUGUCGUGUCUGACGUCACUCAGUACUGGCGGUAUUAUAUCGAAAACAAUUUAUGAAUUAAUUUAUCACAGUGUUGCUGCCAUUUUACUGCUCUGCUGUUCCCUGCAAGUUGUUAUCACCUUGUCAGACACCCGAAGAGGCUAUGCACAACGUGAUGCCUAUUUUGCUGCCGGUAUUAUGGGUUUGGUAAAUGCCGUUUUGUACUUUAUCAGUGCCUUCUUGGCCCACCGAUCUUAUCGUGGCAUUUAAAUGCAUA